AUGCCAGUCUCAUAUCGAGCACAGCCGCAAUAUGAGUGGCCGAACCUUCCCGUAUACAGGCAUCCCACGCAUGAACAAGCAUGGCUAACGACAGACCCAGCCCCUCCAGGCGACAACGCAACUAACAUCCUCAUCCUCCUGCACGGCCUCGGCGACUCGCACGCCUCCUUCACCGCACUAGGCCAACAACUGCGUCUGCCAGAAACAGCAUGCAUCUCCCUCCAAGGCCCGCAGACCCUGCUGGACCUCGGCGGCCACCACUGGGGCGACGACAUUCUUUUCGACUCCACCUCCGGCGGCCUGGAUCCCGAUGCGGGUUUUGAGCAGAGCACUGAGUUUCUGAGGAAGAUCGUGCUCGACUCGCUGGUGGGCAAGUGCGGGUAUCAGUUGCGGGAGAUUGUGGUGUUUGGAUUUGGACAGGGUGGGAUGGCUGCCUUGAAUGCGGUCGUCGAUCUCCACCAACACGGUCAACAACAGCCAAACGAACUAGCCGGCGCAAUCAGCAUCGGAGCCGGCCUCCCCAGCUCCGCGCCCGCAUCUCUAAACCCCAAGCUCUCCACUCCAGUCCUGGUGUGCGCCGGCGCCGACGCAUCUGCCGUGACCUCCACUUCCGAGGAGAAGUUGAGACACGUCUUCGCCUCUGUGGAGAUCAAACGCUAUCGGAGAGCGGGCGACGGCAUGCCGCGGGAUCGGGAUGAGAUGAUGCCCAUUAUGCAGUUCUUUGCGCGGAGGCUGAGGAGCUCCAAGGGCGUUCCCAAGGGGAGUGUGGAGAUUGGGUGA
Neohortaea acidophila is the source of this 780-nucleotide messenger RNA. RefSeq names its product Alpha/Beta hydrolase protein. Gene Ontology annotation, biological process: protein depalmitoylation. Bases 1 to 780 code for a protein of 259 amino acids. NCBI's taxonomy places the organism in Eukaryota, Fungi, Ascomycota, Dothideomycetes, Mycosphaerellales, Teratosphaeriaceae. The transcript is spliced from 2 exons. Gene Ontology annotation, cellular component: cytoplasm. The record is from RefSeq and is a predicted model, not a curated record. Gene Ontology annotation, molecular function: palmitoyl-(protein) hydrolase activity; carboxylic ester hydrolase activity.